This is a messenger RNA of Lachancea nothofagi CBS 11611, 2661 nucleotides long. Lineage: Eukaryota; Fungi; Ascomycota; Saccharomycetes; Saccharomycetales; Saccharomycetaceae. The record is from the annotation of a GenBank genome assembly.
AUGUCGAUAGCCAUUCCGCAGCCUCCAUUCAAAGUCAAAGCCCACUACUCAUGGUCUGGAGAAACUAAGAGUGAUCUAGGCUUUCUCGAGAAUGACAUUAUCCAAGUAACUAAAAUUAAAGGUGACUGGUUUUACGGUACACUAAUGAGAAACUCCAAGAAGUACGGUUAUUUUCCUAAUAACUUUGUGACGAUUAUUGAGGAGAAGUACAAUAACUUCAAACUAGCCAAAGCCUUCGAUGAGCCCAGCUUGACUAACAAGUUGCCUGCCGCUGAUCAUUCUUUCUAUACUUCAAAGCAAAUCUCUGGCGAUUCGCCGUAUAUGGGUGCUGAUAAACCGCAGGGAAAAUAUAGAAGAGAGGGCCAGGUACCCAGGGGCUCGCACAAAGACAUGCUAUACUCCUCUGGUGGCCAUAAAAGUUCAGAGCGUUCCACUCACAGACAUUCGCAAAUAGAGAAAAUACCUCAGUCACAUUCUACUUCGAACCUUGCUUCGAAUCGUCACAAAAGCACUCCUCAUAUCGACUACAUGGGAACCAAGAAUAAACUUACAUCAAGUGAAAAUCAAAGACGUGAAGCAAUUGCAAAAAAUCACAGUAAAAGAAUAGGAGAACUACCGCCCUUGCCGCCGAUUCCUCAGAUCAAAGAGCGGUUGAAACCCAAGAAUACGGUCCCUAAAUCUUUUUCUUCCAAUGAUUUACCCGAUGUCUCAUUGAAUUUAGAUCUAGAUGCCCGAGUAUCUUAUCAAAGAGGUAAUGCCGACUUUUACGAUGGUCAUGGUCCCUCCGAAUCAUCACUGGGCACUUCUUCUAAGGUCUUUUCCCACUCUCAAUAUAUGAAUGACUCGACUACUAGCAGUGAGGACAGUUUUGCCUUGAUGAGUGAUUUCAGUGCCACCAGCGCCGGGAGUUUUGCAAGACACAGAUUUGCCAAGUCUUUCAAUGACUCCAUGCAGAGAUCACAAUUAGCUAUGGAAGAAGGGCUCAUUAGAUCAAAAAAUGGAUCGCCGGGUCCAAAAAAGUUGAAUGGGAUCUUGAAAAAACUCAUUACUAAAGGUGGUGAUCUAUCCCCUACCUCUCCUACUGGAUCAUUCCCAAAGUUACCGGAUGUCGGCUCGCUGCAACUUAAUACCUCUCACAACGAGGCUCGCGGAUGGGUCGAGGCAAAAGCUCAUCUACACAGGGCUCAAACGUUGAAUUCUAGGGAGCGUCAUGAGCGACAAAUGCAAGCUCUCGAGGAAAACAGGGAUUUAGUUCUGCAUCCUCAAGAAUACAUUCUAGAUGAAAUUAAUUCUAAUGAGGUGAGACACGGCAGGCAACCUGGACUCGUGGAUAUUGAGCUAAACUGCAUCGAUAAGGAGUUUAUAGCAGACAUGAUCAAGAAAAGAGCUAAAAAGGGGGGGACCUCAUCAAUCGAGUCGUUUUCACGCCAAACUAUUACAUCCGCUUUCAGAAGCCAUGCGGAAAAAUUAUUUGCCACUUUCAUCUUUUGUACUGAGACAUUUGCACUCGUAGAUGAUAAUGGCCUUACAGAUUUUGGCAAGGAACCUUCCGGUCUCAACAAAAUUUUGCACAAACCCUACUGCACGCCUUACGAAUUAACGUGGAUCUUCAAACGUAUGGCAAAUUCCUUGGGAAUAGUGUGCGAAAUAGUCAUAGGGUUUCUGAAGACUCCCGGAGCUAACAACAUGAACUUUAAAUAUAAUCACUGUUGGCUUCGUGUUCUUGUGAACGAAGAAUGGCGCAUGGUUGAUGUCAUUCUAGGAAAUAUGUCAAAUCCGAUACACGAAUACAUCAACAAUUCCAAAGCAGAUCACGCCGAAGCCUUUUACUUCCUGACUCAACCACUACAAUUCAUAUAUACACACGUCCCACGCCUUUACCAAGAGCAGCAUGUUAUUCCGAUUGUCGAUCAAACUAUCGCGCUGAGUUUACCAGUUGUAUUUCCCUCUUAUUUCCACAACGAAUUAAUCCUCCAUAAAUUUAGUAAUGGAUUGGCGAAAUUGUAUGACAAUCAAAUUUACGAGUGCACCAUUGCCAUUCCAAAUGAUGUGGAGGUUUUCACCUCCGUUGUGGUGGAAGACGCCGAAAAGAUGCCCAACGACAAUAUGGAUCUUUCCCUAGUUCAAAUAAAGCACCGGAAGAAAGAAAGACUCGCGGUAAUCAAGGCUUUACUGCCUGCUGGGUCCUCUCGAGGCGUGCUUCACAUACACUCAGGGAUCAAAGGUGUCCAGACAACACUCGCGAACGUACAUCCGCUUUCGAUGAUUGUGCCUCUUGAACACACUGGCAUUGCCAAAAGUUAUGAGUUUGUGACAAGGAUCCCGUCUAAAGCAGUUCAAAAGGUUGAUAUGUAUAUCAAGGAGCCGCAAAACAAGUAUCUAUUUGCGAACAACGAGUACAAUUUUGAGGUGAUUCAGCAUCCAUGCGACGGGGUUAUUUAUGGAUCUCCAGGUUUCGGCAAAUAUCCAAAACAGGCGUUGGCCAUCCAGUCACCCUCGGGAAAGCUAUAUUUAAUGCGGAAAAAUGAUCCCAACUUCGAGUUCGGCACUUGGGAAGUGUCCAUUAACAAUAAAGAAUUGCAGUCCGGAAUCUGGACUGGAUUAGCUACGUCAGAUGCAGGCGCUGGUUGGUGUCCGUUCGCCGAAUGGAAAUGCGUGUAA